AUGUCGCUGUUUGGAGGGUUCAAGCCUUCCACGCUGGCCACCGCGGGAACUCAAACUUCCGCUUUAAGCACACCCGCGACAAGCACUCCGUCACCCCUUCAACAGCAGCAGCAACAGCAGCAACAGCAGCAACAACAACAGCAACAACAGCAGCAACAGCAGCAGCAGUUAACCCUAGCAAUUCAGCAGGGCCAAGCGCAUCUGCUGACGAAUAACGAUCCCAGUCGAGGGGGUCCGCAACCGGCGGGAUUCGAUACCAAGUUCAGCGAGCUACACCCGGACAGCCAGAAGAUCCUGACCCACAUAGAGAGCAAGAUAUUGGAGCUGCGAGCCGAGAGCCAGAGGCUUGGGCAAUCCAGUCGGCUGCAUGAUGGCUCACAGUUGGCGGACAACCCGUUCGAACGGCAGGCGGCUAGAGUCAGCCAGAGCCUCUCACACGUGGCAUCAAGGGUGGACACAGAGCGGGCGUCCCUGCACCACAUGCUGCACACGGCGCAGCACCUGCUGCACCACAGCGACCUGGCAGUGCGCUCCUUCUCUCUCCUCCGCUCGCGGUUCCCCCACCUCCCUGGAGCAGACUCGCUGGCACCAGGGCAAGCGGACAUCUACCGGGGCGUGCCGUGCCUGCCGUCGCCCUUCCUCAUCGACACAGUCGCUCGCUUUGAAGUUAAAGUAACAGAGUACCGCCACAAGCUCACCGAGCUCCAGGCAGCCAUCGAACCAGCCCUGGCAGACUCCAGGUUCGGCGUCGGGUACUCCCGAGCCGCGUCGGCAGCUUCAGCGGCAGCAGCGGUUGAGGCUCUCCCUGUGAUUAUAAAGAAUCUGCAUGAUUUUUUCAUACAUGUAGCAGCUCAGGUGGAGAGGGUACAUGAGAGGGUGGAUGCGGCAAGGAAUGCGUUUCUGGCGGAGAGGCGGAGGAGGGGCGACCGGAGUAAUCCGUUUGCAGAGGCAGACCGGAUUGAGGCUGCUGCUACUGCCAGUAAGAAACCCUCCCUGCUCGGCUCUGCUGCUGGCGUUGGUACUGGUGCUGCUGGUGGUGCUGCCGGUGCUGCUGGUGCAGGAGGUACAGGCAGUGGGAUUCUUUCCUCUCCGCUCUCCCUCCUUCCCGGAACCACCACUCCCGGCGCCUCCCCAAACCCUACCGGGCUCUUCCCCUCCUCCACAUCCACCACACCAUCCCUCUUCGGUUCCACCACCCCAGCCACCGCCACCACCCCUGGUCUCUCCCUCUUCGGUACCCCCCCUGCCUCUGCUGUAGCAGGCAGCUCCCCAGGCACCUCCCUCUUUGGCACCCCCACUCCGUCGCUCUUCGGCAGUGCCACUCCUGGUGCCGCCGCUGCUGCUGCUGCAUCCUCUCCUGGCCUUUCUUUCGGCAACCCUGCCACACCUGCCACGGGCACCACGUCUCUCUUCGGCGCUCCGAACCCGGCAGCAGCAGGCUCGUCCCCCGGCUCCUCUCUCUUUGGGAACACCUCGGCUUUCGGCACCGGCGCAUCUGCCUUUGGAGCAACCCCAGGAGCAGCAGGAGCGGCCGCAAGCACCCCGUCGCUGUUUGGGUCCCCGGCUGGUCCCACAACCGGGGGUCUGUUCGGAGCAACGCCAGCAGCAGCGUCGCCUUUCGGUGCUCCCGCUGCUUCGCCGUUCGGUGCUGCUGGGGGACCCUCGCCGUCGCCGUUUGGAGCAGCGGCGUCGGCUCCUGGCACAUGGCUGUUUGGUGCUCCUGCUGGGGGUGCGGCAGCUGGAUCUGGCGGCUUGUUUGGUGCUCCUGCCACUCCGACACUUCAGCCGGCUGCCCCGAUGCCAUCUGGUUUUGGCAACACAACUCAAACGACCACUACCCGUUCAAAGUCGCGGGGCUCCUCCAGAAGACGCUAA
Closterium sp. NIES-65 is the source of this 1875-nucleotide messenger RNA. The record is from the annotation of a GenBank genome assembly. NCBI's taxonomy places the organism in Eukaryota, Viridiplantae, Streptophyta, Zygnematophyceae, Desmidiales, Closteriaceae.